AUAUCUAUUUUUUUAUGUCUGCUUUGUUGUGCUUGGAAAAAGUGUCAAAAUUAGCAAUUUUUUGUGUUUUCAUUUAAAAUUAUUGCUAAUCGAUUUGGUUAUUUAUCCAGGGCCAUGACUUCGUUGGAACCUGCACAAAAUAAAACAUGGGAUUUAUCAUUGUACGAGCUGCAGCGGAAUCCGCAAGAAAUCAUCACGGACAAUACCGAGAUCGCAGUGUCACCGCGGAGUCUGCACAGCGAAUUGAUGUGUCCCAUUUGUUUGGACAUGCUAAAAAAGACAAUGACAACCAAGGAGUGUCUCCAUCGUUUUUGUUCGGAUUGUAUUAUUACAGCUUUACGUUCAGGAAAUAAAGAAUGCCCAACUUGCCGAAAGAAGCUUGUCUCAAAGCGCUCACUUCGGCCUGACCCCAAUUUCGAUCUCCUAAUAUCGAAAAUAUAUCCCAGUCGUGAAGAAUACGAAGCUAUACAAGAAAAGGUUAUGGCCAAAUUUAAUCAAACCCAAUCGCAGCAAGCAUUGGUUAACUCCAUUAAUGAGGGCAUUAAAUUACAAUCUCAAAAUAGGCCGCAACGUUUCCGUGCCAAAGGUUGUGGUGGACGCAAUGGCGGCAAUAAUGGAAACCAUAAUUCAGCUAAUGCGAAUAACUCUAAUAAUGAGAGCGCCACAAAUGGCAAUGACAGCGAUAAUCGCGAAAGUGCAAAUGGAAAUGCACCUCAACCUUCUGCAGCCGCACCACCUUCAACACAUUCCAGCACCUCGGCGGCGGCAGCAUCGACGUCUGUUAGUACUGCCAGCACUAGCCGAAUGCAACCAGAUGAUGGCGCCUCAAAUCCACCAUCCAUGCGCAGUACUCCAUCGCCAGUACCAUCGAAUUCGAGCAGCUCGAAACCAAAGCGCGCUAUGUCGGUGCUGACAUCGGAACGUUCUGAGGAGUCGGAAUCCGACUCACAGAUGGAUUGUCGCACCGAAGGCGAUUCUAAUAUCGAUACCGAAGGUGAAGGUACGGGUGAGCUUGGGAUAAAUGAUGAAAUAGAGUUGGUUUUUAAACCACAUCCAACUGAAAUGGCAGGUGAUAAUCAAUUGAUGAAGGCUUUGAAAGAAAAUUGCAUUCGCUAUAUAAAGACGACUGCAAAUGCCACAGUUGACCACUUGAGCAAAUACUUAGCUAUGCGGUUAACAUUGGAUUUAGGAUCAGAACUUCCAGAAGCAUAUCGAAUGCUAAAUUUUUGCAUAUACAUUGCGCCACAACCUCAGCAGUUGGUUGUAUUGAAUGGUAAUCAGACGCUUCACCAAGUAAAUGACAAAUUCUGGAAGGUAAACAAACCAAUGGAGAUGUAUUAUUCGUGGAAAAAAUCCUAAGCAAUGGUGAUUAUUUAAAUCAAAGAUAUUGCAAGCGGCAUCGCAAAGUAAACAUCCACACAUUUAUCCGGGUUUUAUUGCCUUUCGAUCCGCUGGCUAUAUCAUAAGAAAAUUAUAUAAGUGCGCCCAUAAAUAUGCUUUGUAAAGCAUAAGCUUUAUAUCGGAAAUACAUAAACGCAAAUGCAUGCACAUACAUUUAUAAAGUGAAAUAAAUUAAUUUAAAUAACGUAAAG
Molecule: messenger RNA, 1592 nt
Organism: Rhagoletis pomonella (apple maggot)
Lineage: Eukaryota; Metazoa; Arthropoda; Insecta; Diptera; Tephritidae
Gene: Sce
Product: E3 ubiquitin-protein ligase RING1
Exons: 3
Coding region: 115-1359 (414 amino acids)
Cellular component (GO): PcG protein complex; ubiquitin ligase complex
Molecular function (GO): ubiquitin protein ligase activity; chromatin binding
Source: RefSeq, a predicted model, not a curated record